This is a messenger RNA of Numida meleagris (helmeted guineafowl), 618 nucleotides long. RefSeq names its product C-X-C motif chemokine 13-like. The transcript is spliced from 4 exons. Gene Ontology annotation, cellular component: extracellular region. The record is from RefSeq and is a predicted model, not a curated record. NCBI's taxonomy places the organism in Eukaryota, Metazoa, Chordata, Aves, Galliformes, Numididae. Gene Ontology annotation, biological process: antimicrobial humoral immune response mediated by antimicrobial peptide; inflammatory response; cellular response to lipopolysaccharide. Gene Ontology annotation, molecular function: CXCR chemokine receptor binding; chemokine activity. The coding region runs from base 48 to 350 and encodes 100 amino acids.
CAUCUCAAAUAGGGGAUGCCGCUGGGUUGGGGCCAGGUCCUGUCAGUAUGGCAGCACAGGCAGCCCUGCUGCUGGGGCUGCUGCUGGUGGUCCUGUGCCCUGGGGAUGCAGCCAUCCUGGAAGCCAACGGCAACCUGAACUGCCGCUGCGCCAAGACCACCUCUGCCUUCAUUCCCUUGCGCAAGUAUGAGAGCGUUGAGGUGCGGCCGGUGGGGAGCAGUUGCCGGCGCCUGGAGGUGCUGAUUAAACUAAAGACCCUCGAGAGGAUCUGUGUGGAUCCCAACACCCCUUGGGUUAGGAAGCUCCUGCAGGACCUCCCGAAGCUGAGGAAGAAAGCUGCUCCCCACUGAGGCCCAACACGAUGGCUGGACACUCCGCUCCCCACCGCUGCUUCGCCCCCAGCCCAGAGGGUGUUUUCCCCCGUUAUGCACUCACAGAAAGGCGGAGGCCUUUCCCCCACUCCACGGUGAUGCAUCCUGCAGCCCCCCAGUACCAGCAACAAGCUAGAUGUCUCCUCCGAGCACAAGACACUGAGGUCUAAUAAAGGCAGCAGCCCUCCCUCAUGCCAUGGUGUCCCUGCAGCUGCCGUGGGGCAGGGUCUCCUGCUCUUCGCUCACU